CCCCGCCCCUUCCCAUCUGAGGGGUGGCAGGAAGGGGCCUGGAGAAAGAUGGCGGUGAAUCAGAGUCAUACCGAGAACCGCCGCGGGGCCAUCAUCCCUUUUGGCGAAAGUGUCUUGACUCAGUGUCAGGAUGUAGAGCUCUCCUUCCUACAGCAACCAGAGGGAUCCAGUCUCUUCAGUGGUACAAAGAGGGGAACACUGUUUCUCACUUCAUACCGGGUGAUCUUCGUGACCUCACACACAGUCAAUGACUCCAUGUUUUCUUUUAUGAUGCCAUUUCAUCUGAUGAGUAACUGCACCAUCGAACAACCAGUCUUUACCUCCAACUUCAUUAAAGGAAUCAUUCAGGCAGCUCCAGAUGGUGGCUGGGAAGGACAGGCUACUUUUAAAUUAGCCUUCAGAAAAGGAGGUGCCAUCGAAUUUGCCCAGUUGAUGAUGAAAGCUGCCUCUGCUGCUGCCAGAGGAGUUCCACUUGGAAGUGUAAAUUACUGGUUCAGCACUCCAGGACUGUACGUAUUUACUGGGCAGGGGGGCAUGAUGUGCUCCCAACAGAUGCCUUGUCCAGCAUACCCAUUUGUCGUCUAUGGACCCCCACAGGCAGGAUACAGAACCCCCCAAGUGGGAUACGGACACCUGCAGGCGGGAUACGGCCCCUCGCCAGGGGUGUGUGGAACCCCACAGGUGGGAUACAGACCCCCACAAGCAGGAUACGGGUCCCCACCUGUGGGAUACAGACCCCCACCUGGGGUAUGUGGAACCCCUCCUGCAGGAUACGGACCCCUACCAGCUGGAAAUGAAACCCCACCGGCUGCAAAUGAAGCCCCUCCUCCAGGAUAUGAAGUUCCGCCUGCUGGAAAUGGAGCUGGGUCUAGCAGAUUUAUGGCAGCCCAGCCUGCUGGACAUGAGCCUUCUCUUCCCCCUGCUUCAUCUUCCGAGGCCCAGCCACCAUCUUUCAGGAAAUAACCCUUGAAGACUCACCAAGCAAAGUGGCACUCAAGAACCAAGGUCAGGACAAGGAGGCGGACUCAGAGUUUCUUCUUUUCUCACUUCUAAACCUCUCUACAUGGGCAGAAGUGACAAGGAGAGGAAGAGGGAUUCUACCAACCAGAGCAGGAAUAGGGUUCCUAUUCCUCAUUCAACUUUUCAGUUUCUGCUGGAAUGUGAUGGUUGUUCAGAUGAUCCAACGGGAUCCCGUUGCCGAAAGCGUUUAUAAACUGGAACACCAACAUCAAAAAAUACAGUCAGAGUGGAAGCGGUAGGUAACCAGACCUGGACAGAGUCCCUGCUCCUGCCCCGAGCCACCCACCUGCCCUAGCCACAGGUGACAGGACCAAGGGGGACUUCCUGACCCCAAGGCAACCAGUCCACAGACUGGACACAAACGAUCAUUGCUAAUGCAACAUGGCUACGUACUUAGUGAUACCAAUUGAACAAUCACCGUGUGUGUGCCAAACUGUGCCGAGCAUUUUAAAGGAUCAUCCAUUUCAGUACUCAGAACCACCCUAUAUGAGGUAGCUACUAUUCUCAUUUUCCAACUGACAAAACUGAAGCACAGAAAAAAAUUAAGUCACUUUCCCAAGGAUAAGUGGCAGAGCAGGAACUAAAACUCCAAAGCAGGCCAAUUUGUUUCUCCAGGCAUCUAUCUGGCCUAUGUAAUAAUAACAUGUGCAAUAAUGUAAUUACGAUAGUUAUCACUGGUAGUAAAUGCUCGUCGGGUAAAAGAAGAGACAGCUAUAAAGUCAUAAGAUAAAUUGCAAAAAAAUCUAAGUCACCAGGGCUCUGAGUGAGGUAGGGACGAGGGGCCCACUCUGCCUGUAGAGGCUCUGCAGGGGGUACCAGGGCACAGGGCAGGGCAGUCUAGGGAGGGAAUGGCAAGAGUGUGUGUACUCUUCAUGAUCUUCCCCCUCCAGAGGACUAAUGUCACACAAGAGUCACUACAGACCAAGUUCUCAGGUUUCAAGAAACAUCAGAACUCCCUGGGAAGAUGGUUAACAAUGGGCAUCGCGAGGCCCUCUUCGAACAUUCUGAUCCAAAAGGUGGGGGUGGGGCCCUGGGAUCAGAUAGGUAAACAAGCUCCCAGGGUGAGUCUGAUGCAGCUGGUUCAAGGACACGUUUGAGAGACACUGAUCUAGAACGUGGCGGUGAGCAUCCGGGAAGACAGCACAGGGCGGUGGGGAGCAGGUCUGUGGUGGCCGUCCCCCUCCAUG
Messenger RNA from Zalophus californianus (California sea lion), 2207 nucleotides. RefSeq names its product WBP2 N-terminal like (gene WBP2NL). The transcript is spliced from 8 exons. Gene Ontology annotation, cellular component: nucleus. Gene Ontology annotation, molecular function: chromatin DNA binding; transcription coactivator activity. Gene Ontology annotation, biological process: positive regulation of DNA-templated transcription. The record is from RefSeq and is a predicted model, not a curated record. Lineage: Eukaryota; Metazoa; Chordata; Mammalia; Carnivora; Otariidae. The coding region runs from base 49 to 963 and encodes 304 amino acids.